CAAUGACUUCAAAUUAAUUGUUUGGUCAUAAUAUUUUCAACCCCAUCUUAGAGAGAGAGAGAGAAAGAGGCAGAGAGAGAGGCGGAGAGAGAGAGCGAGAGAGAGAGAGAGGGUUUGAAAUAAAAUCCUCCCUCAUCACCUACUCUUUGUCUGUUUACACUUUGUUUCCAAACAAAAUUGGUGUAAGAGAAAGGAGAGAUCCAAAAAGAAAUGCUGGGAAACUGUGACAAAAUGGUUCUCAUCUCUUCAUCAGCUAACCAAUGGCCACAAAUGAAGAAUCAUCCAACAAGUUUAGAUCAUGAUCAUCAUCAUCAUCAAAAGGGUUUGAAUAAUCUCAUGCCCUCUUCUUCCUCUGGAUUAGUAAUGGACAAACAACAUGAUCAGAAAACUCAACUCAAACAACACCAACAAGACCCUCUCCGAUGCCCUCGUUGUGAUUCUUCAAACACCAAAUUUUGUUACUACAACAACUACAGCUUGUCUCAGCCUCGCCACUUUUGCAAGGCUUGUAAGCGCUACUGGACCCGCGGUGGCACCUUGAGGAAUGUCCCUGUCGGUGGCGGCUGCCGGAAAAACAAGCGCCUCAAAAGACCUUCUUCUUCUACUACUACUACGACAACGACGACUACUACUACUACUGCCGCCGUCACCUCCCCGGCCCCGGAUUCCACUUCCUCCUCUUCAACUUCUUGUCCCAAUAUGUUUUAUGCCUCCACCUCCGAUCUCAACGUUCCAUUUUCCGGGUAUGAUUUAAAUCCUCUUGGGUUAGGGUUUUGUUCUCCUAAUAUUGAUCACAGGGACUUUAAUCUUAAUGGGUUCAGUUCGCUCCUUUCGGGCUAUUCUACCUUAUUUGCUCAUAACCCAUCUUCUUCAACCUCCAUUUCUUCAUUGCUUGCUUCCAAGUUCACCAAUGGUGUUGGGUUCAAAUCCACUGAUCCGAAUCUAUUUGGUAAUAACCUAGCUUCUCCAGCGUUUGGUCACCAUCAUCAACAGGAAGUUGAUCAUGUGAUGGGAUCCAACGGUGGAGAUCAAUUAGGGCUGAAUGUGAAAGAUGUGAAAUUGGAAGAUGGGAUGAAGAGGCUAAAUUGGGAUGAUCAGCAGAAUCAAGCGGAUGAAAUUGCUACCCAAUCUAAUGAUCAUAAUCCACUCUACGGUAAUUGGAGCUCUCAAACCUGGCACGAUCCCGAAAAUCUUGCUUCAUCUAUCACUUCUUCUCUCAUCUAGGGGGGAAAUGAAUUUUAAUUUAAACCCCACCUUCAUCUCUUCACUAGAUCUUACAAUUUCUUCAUUUUUUUUUUUUUCUCUACUUGUUGUGAACUUUAAUGGGUCUGGUUUGGUUGUGAAGAACAAAAUAAAGUAGCAAACUUGGGGAUCGGAGUGUUCAUGUCAGCAGCAAGAAGGAUGAUCCAAAUUGAAAAAUUUUCACUUUUUCCACGAAAAGUUAGAGAAUUUUUCAUUUUUCAUUCCCAUUUUCCAUUACCCAUAUGGAUUUUGCGCUGAGAGGAACCUCGGAUCCCUGACUUUCAAUAUCAUCAUCUCCCAUGCAAGAGAUCAGUGGAAGGAAGGCUAGAACUUGUCUUUUUUUUUUUUUUUUUUUUUUUUUUUUUAAAUUUCAGUAAGUUGGGUUUUAUUUGGUUGCGUUGUAAAUAUAGGGGAGAAAAGAAAAGGAGUUGAUUUACAGUAUUUGAGGUAGGGUUUAGUGGGGGCUGGUAUAUGUUAUGUUCCACUUGAGGUUAAAGUUUUGUUUAUUUGGUGGGGGCUGGGUAUAAUGGUGUGGUGGUAUAGAGACGGGGGGGAGAUUUGGGUCUUUCAAAACAUUUGUAUUAAUCUCACUUUAAAUUCACCUCAUCAUAUGCU
Cucurbita maxima (winter squash) is the source of this 1857-nucleotide messenger RNA. RefSeq names its product dof zinc finger protein DOF1.4-like. Gene Ontology annotation, biological process: regulation of DNA-templated transcription. Gene Ontology annotation, molecular function: DNA binding; DNA-binding transcription factor activity. Lineage: Eukaryota; Viridiplantae; Streptophyta; Magnoliopsida; Cucurbitales; Cucurbitaceae. The coding region runs from base 211 to 1224 and encodes 337 amino acids. The transcript has 2 exons. The record is from RefSeq and is a predicted model, not a curated record.